Schizophyllum commune H4-8 is the source of this 1354-nucleotide messenger RNA. RefSeq lists its product as uncharacterized. Lineage: Eukaryota; Fungi; Basidiomycota; Agaricomycetes; Agaricales; Schizophyllaceae. The transcript is spliced from 3 exons. Bases 278 to 1273 code for a protein of 331 amino acids. The record is from RefSeq and is a predicted model, not a curated record.
CCCCUGUCCACCGGUCGACGUGUCGCAUACGACUGCAGAAGCGGGCACGCAUUCCGGGUCAGCGCCCUCUAAUCUGCCUAUCGCGAGCGUCAUACCUCCCCCUCGGGCACAAGAGUCAAGCGCGGCCGGGACCAAAGCGACGUCGAAGAAGGCAGGAGCGACGAAGAAGGCGACGACGAAAAGAAAGUCAACGCAGGCAGCGAAGGAAACGACAACGAAACAGCCAACGACGACAUCGAAGCCUACGACGGGGACACCACCCAAGGAUUAUGGGAAAAUGAAUUGGCGAUCCGUAUGCCUUCCUAUCCUUUUCCGAGAGUACAAACGAGGCUUUGUUGGCCCGCUCCAAGGCAUGAAUCAAGCUCGUACCUACAUCUUGUCGGCAACGGAUUACUACGCUGCCAUCGACAUGUACGGCAUCGUCGUCUUCGCCGUUGCGACUGUUGGCUCCAAGGGUCGCUUGCUAUGCGGCUGGGCGGAGCCGAGCACCGAAGCGCAACAAAGUGCGAGUGGAAUCGAUGUUACUCACCAUAUCAUUGACACCAACUGCCCUGAAUGGGACUUGAGUAAUAGCUCAGACGCUAUCGACUUCGCUAUCUUCCUUUCGCUCCUUCGCACGCACCACAUCCCUCACGUCGUCGAGGAAUUCCAGAAAAAGCGGGCCGACUUCGUCGCCCAGUGGCGCGACGAUGCCACUCGUGAUCACUUCAACUGGUCGAUGCUACAUCAGCAGAAGUUCUCACCCGCCUACAAGGAUGCCAAGGAUCGGAAGGCAGCCCAGGAUAAGGAAUAUCGGGCCCUUCAGCAGCAAAUAAAAGCCCUCCUCGAUAAAAAUGCCAAAAAGAAGAAAGCGCGCGAUAAUGAAGCCGAUGCACAGGGGGAUGAGCAGGAGGAACAGGAGGAUGGCGGCGAGGAUGAGGGGGCCAAGGGGGAUGGGGAUGGGGGUGCGGAUGAUGACGAGCGCGAGGAACAGGCGGACGAGGAGGACGAGGAGGACGAGGAGGACGAGGAAAUGGCGGACGCGCAGGACGAGGAAAUGGAGGACGCGCAGGACGAGGAAAUGGAGGACGAGGAGGACGAGGACACGAAGGCGUUGAAGGCCGCCAGGAAGGCCAGGUACGCCGAGCAGAAGGCCGCGACGGCUGCCAGGCUAGCAGACUACGCUGCCAAGAAGGCCGAUGCGCAGAGAGUCAGAGAGGCGGAAAUGAAGAGAUUGGCGGAUGACAGGGCUGAGCGGUUAAGCAAUCGUUCUAAUCAGUCGGCCGGUCGAUAGCUCUUCAGUAUGCUUGUUUAGAAGCGAAUUCGCACAUGCCAAUGUAUCGUCUACAUGUUCUAUUCAGAGUGCGUGUCGUUU